Molecule: messenger RNA, 1152 nt
Organism: Colossoma macropomum (tambaqui)
Lineage: Eukaryota; Metazoa; Chordata; Actinopteri; Characiformes; Serrasalmidae
Product: protocadherin beta-16-like
Exons: 3
Coding region: 1-1152 (383 amino acids)
Biological process (GO): homophilic cell-cell adhesion
Cellular component (GO): membrane
Molecular function (GO): calcium ion binding
Source: RefSeq, a predicted model, not a curated record
AUGCAGGAACAACGCUUUUCGGCUGCUGGUCUCACUCUGGGCUUUUCUUUGUUCUUCAUGUUCGCUCGUACCGCCUUUGGAGAUGUGAGCUAUUCUUUUUCGGAGGAGAUGAAACGAGGAUCUGUGAUUGGAAAUAUAGCCAAGGAUCUGGGACUCGAUGUGAACAGACUGGCAGCUCGUAAGGCUCGUAUUGAUACUGAAGAGAAAUGGGUGAGAAAAGGCUUUUCUGCUGCUGGUCUCACUCUGGGCUUUUGUUUGUUCGUCAUGGUGGCGCGUACCGCCUUUGGAGAUGUGAGCUAUUCUUUUCCGGAGGAGAUGAAACGCGGAUCUGUGAUUGGAAAUAUAGCCAAGGAUCUGGGACUCGAUGUGAACAGACUGGCAGCUCGUAAGGCUCGUAUUGAUACUGAAGGAAACUCCUUCAUGACUGAGAUGGUGCCCAAAGCUGCCCAGUCAGGCUCUCUGGUGUCCAAGGUGAUCGCAGUGGAUGCGGACUCUGGUCAAAAUGCAUGGCUUUCUUAUCACAUAGUGAAAGCGACUGAUCCAGGACUUUUCACUAUUGGUGAGCACAGUGGAGAAAUCAGGACGCAGCGGGACAUUUCUGAAUCUGACAGUACAAAGCAGAAUCUCAUUGUUUCAGUCAAAGAUAACGGACAGCCUUCACUUUCUGCAACCUGCGCCAUCUAUUUACUUGUUUCUGAUAACUUGGCUGAGAUUCCUGAACUGAAAGACAUGUCUUAUGAUGAGAGCAGCUCCAAACUGACUUUUUAUUUGAUCAUCGCGCUGGUGUCCGUCUCCACUUUCUUCCUCACCUUCAUCAUCAUCAUCCUGGCUGUGAGGUUUUGUCACAGGAGGAAGCCCAGACUGCUGUUUGAUGGAGCUGUGGCCAUUCCCAGCGCGUAUCUCCCUCCAAAUUACGCAGAGGUGGAGGGAGCGGGAACUCUCCGCAGCACCUACAACUAUGAUGCAUAUCUGACCACAGGAUCACGAACCAGUGACUUCAAGUUCGUCACAUCUUACAAUGAGGGAACUCUGCCAGCUGAUGAAACCCUUAAAUUUCAGUCAUCUCUAAAUGAUCUUGAAGGCCUUAAUGGGGAAACUAAUGAUUCUUCAAUGGUAUGUGCCAAAUAUGCUCUUUGUCGCCUCCAGUCUUAA